This is a messenger RNA of Bombyx mandarina (wild silkworm), 1422 nucleotides long. RefSeq lists its product as uncharacterized. Gene Ontology annotation, cellular component: nucleus. NCBI's taxonomy places the organism in Eukaryota, Metazoa, Arthropoda, Insecta, Lepidoptera, Bombycidae. The record is from RefSeq and is a predicted model, not a curated record. Gene Ontology annotation, molecular function: zinc ion binding.
GUCAGUUUGGUUAUUUGGAUAUUAGAUUUACACAGAAAAAAAAACAUCUAAAAUUCGGUCAUGUACAAUUUAACAUAACUUUAACUUUUGUAAUGCCACGUAGUUCAAGAACAGAAUGAACGAUUUCGGUAAUCUGGAGAAAAUCAUUGUACGUGAACUGUCCUGCCGUUUGUGUCUUUGUACUGAUGUAGUGAAACUCAAACCUCUCAGCAAUGAAGUAAAGAGAAAACUCAAGAGGUUAUUCGAUAUAACAGUUAGAGCAGACGACAACCUACCCAAGGCAAUAUGCCACGAUUGCCUGCAACAAGUUUCAACUCUACAUUUGUAUGCCGUGAAAGUAGAAAAAACCCAAAAAUUCUUAGAGUUUCAUAAACAAAAAUCAAAAGGUGACAAACAAGAUGGCACAACAAAUAAAAUGACACCAUUAAUAGGAGCACUCUCAGUCGAAGAUUUAAAACAAUCUAAUAAAAAUUCCGAGACAGCUAAAUCAAGUCCCUCGCCAGAACGACAGCAUGGAGAUACAAAAAUAUCUAAACAAAAACCUGUUCAGCCUGUUCUCAAAAAAUCUCCUUUGGACAUGAAGCUAAUGGAAGCCAUGUCGCUUGAUGAAUUUGCGAUUACUGAAAAAGUUGAUAAAAAUCUCUUAGGCACAAGUCCAAAAAACAGACUUUCUCCCGCCAUAAGAACUAAAAUAGUCAAACAAAAUAGUCCGAAAGCUGAACAUCUUGAAAUCGGCAAUAGCACACUAGACCCUGUGGUUCUAAUAGAUGGAAAACCUGCCAAACAAGGUUCCGCUUUGGAUAAACAAAUAACGCUCUUUUACAAAAUGGAGUGCUGUGUGUGUCAUGAGAGUGGUUUCAAUUUUAGAUCUCUGAUGAAACAUUAUAAAGAUAGACAUGGUGUUCCCGGUUAUGUUACAUGUUGUGAAAAGAAAUUCCACUACUUUUAUCCCAAGAAAAUUAUCGAGCACAUGGCUUAUCAUCUACAGCCAAACAUUUUUAUGUGUCCAAGUUGCCACCAUAAUUUUCAAACGUCACAAGAACUAUCAGAACAUCAAAGCAACGGUGGUCGGUCUGAAGGAAAAAUAAUAUGCCCAAGAUGUACGGAGCGGUACCCUACCUACCGCGAAUUAGGAUGUCAUAUAAUCACACACAGGACUGAGAGAUUGCAGUGCGAUUAUUGUGGCAAAUUUUUAAAACAUCACCACCGCAAAAAGACUAUAAAUCACAUGGAAGACGUAAUAUUGUGUUCGCAGUGCACACGAUCACUGAAAAACAUUGAUAAACAGGAAAAAGAAAAUAAAGAUAAAACGAAAGCAAAAAUCAGUGAAGCAACGUUGCAAAAGUAUCAAAAGUUCAGACAAGCAAUGGGACUCUCUGGUGACGAAGACGGAUCUACCGACUAGAACUUUUGGCCUGUUAA